This is a messenger RNA of Acanthosepion pharaonis, 1254 nucleotides long. The record is from the annotation of a GenBank genome assembly. NCBI's taxonomy places the organism in Eukaryota, Metazoa, Mollusca, Cephalopoda, Sepiida, Sepiidae.
AUGUUGUAUCCAUGGUUACCGACCAACCAGACUCCUUCUCUUUCCAACUCACUCCCUUCCCCCACCCCUCUCUCUCUCUCUCUCUCUCUUUCUUUCUCUCUCUUCCCACAACGCCAGCUCUAUCUUCUUCUCUCCUUCCGUAUACACUGCCUCUUUGACGCUACUUUCAUCUUAAGGUUCCCUUCUCCUUUUUUAUCUAUCUAUCUAUCUCAGUCUUUUUGUAUCUAUCUAUCUAUCUAUCUAUCUAUCUAUCUAUCUAUCUAUCUAUCUAUCUAUCUAUCUAUCUCCCUUCUUUCUUUCCCACAACUUUUCUCUCUUUUUCUCUCAUCGUUUAUCCUCACUAUCUAUCUCUAUUUAUUUCAAUCUGUUCGUAUCUAUCUAUCUAUCUAUCUAUCUUUAUCUAUCUAUCUAUCUAUCUAUCUACCUAUCUACCUAUCUAUCUAUCUAUCUAUAUAUCUAUGUCAGUCUGUUCGCAUCUAUAUAUGUAGCUUGCUAGUUAGCUCACUGUCUAUCUCAAUUUGUUCAUAUCUAUCUAUCUAUCUAUCUAUCUAUCUAUCUAUCUAUCUAUCCAUUUAUUCAGUUUUAUUCCUUUCAUCUCUCUUAAAAUAUAUCGCCAUUGUUCUCCAUCUCUCUUCCUCUCUGCCCCUCUCCCUCCCUCCCUCUCUGCCCCUCUCCCUCUCUCUCUAUCUCUCCCCCUCCAUAUAUCUCCUUCACUCUACCACUCUCUUUCCCUCCCUCUCUCACAUCCUCCCCAUCUCUCUCCCUCCAUCUCUCCCUAACUCUCUCUCUCUCUGCCUCUCUGCCUCUCUCUCUCUAUUCCCCUCUAUAUAUCUCCUUCUCUCCACCACUCACUCUCCCUCCCUCUCUCUCAUCCUUUCCAUCUCUCUCCCUCCCUCUCCCUCUAUCUCUCCCAUACGUGGCUUGUCCCAUACAUUGGUGUACCACUACCGAAACGCAUUAUAUACAUCUAUCUAUCUAUCUAUCUAUCUAUCUAUCUAUCAAGAAGACUUUACUCUUUGUCCUCUCUCUACCUCCUCUUUUAUUUCCCACUCACCUUCACUCUCCAUUCCUUUUCUCUCCCUUCUCUCCCCCUUCCUUCCCUCACACCAUCCUCUCUCCACUCAUUUCUUUUCCUACAACUUUCUCCUUCCCCUUCUCCCCUCUCUCAUUUCCCUCUCCUCCCCCUCUAUCCGUAAGUUUGGCUGGCUCUCUUUUCUCUGCCACCCCUCUUUCUCUCUUUCUAUUCAUGAAUGA